AUGACUAGCCGUAAACCAGGAGCACUGCUUUCACCUUCAGUUUCAGAUGUCAGCAGUGUGAUUGGAACUGAAGACAGCAGUUUUGACCGCAGCUAUGUAAAAAAGAAAUUGGAACAUGGUCUUUCACGAAUAUGGCAGGAUGUUCAAUUGAAAGUGAAAACAUAUCUUCUGGGAACAGAUCUGUCUAGCUUCAAAUAUGACGACUUCAUAUUUGUACUUGAUGUUAUCAGCAGGCUGAUGCAAGUUGGAGAAGAAUUUUGUGGCAGUAAGUCUGAAGUUUUGCAAGAAUCUAUCAGAAAACAAAGUGUUAACUAUUUCAAAACUUACCACAGAACCCGUCUUGAAGAAUUAAGAAUGUUUUUGGAGAAUGAGACCUGGGAACUUUGUCCUGUUAAAUCAAGCUUUAGCAUUCUGCAGCUUCAUGAAUUUAAGUUCAUGGAGCAGUCACGUUCCCCGUCUGUGUCACCUAGUAAGCAGCCUGCUUCAGCAAUUUCAACAACAGUAACGUUAUUUGAGCAGUACUGUAACGGAGGAAACCCAUUUGAAAUUCAGGCUGACAGCAAAGAUGAUGAGACAGAAGAUGUGUUAGCUUCCAAUGGG
Molecule: messenger RNA, 600 nt
Organism: Antrostomus carolinensis (chuck-will's-widow)
Lineage: Eukaryota; Metazoa; Chordata; Aves; Caprimulgiformes; Caprimulgidae
Product: syndetin-like
Exons: 6
Biological process (GO): retrograde transport, endosome to Golgi; endocytic recycling
Cellular component (GO): EARP complex
Molecular function (GO): SNARE binding
Source: RefSeq, a predicted model, not a curated record